This is a messenger RNA of Globicephala melas (long-finned pilot whale), 7539 nucleotides long. RefSeq names its product SET binding factor 2 (gene SBF2). Gene Ontology annotation, cellular component: cytoplasm; membrane. The record is from RefSeq and is a predicted model, not a curated record. NCBI's taxonomy places the organism in Eukaryota, Metazoa, Chordata, Mammalia, Artiodactyla, Delphinidae. Gene Ontology annotation, molecular function: guanyl-nucleotide exchange factor activity.
UGAAGUGCCGCCGCUGCCGCUACUGCUGCUGCAGGGAAAAUGCUGAGCCCUCCCGGAGCGGGUGGGCGGCGGCGGCGAAGGCGGCAACGGGCACCCGCUUCCCCGGCGCGGCGGCGGCGGCCAUGGCCCGGCUGGCCGACUACUUCAUCGUAGUAGGCUACGACCACGAGAAGCCAGGGUCAGGAGCAGGUCUGGGGAAAAUAAUCCAGAGGUUUCCACAGAAGGACUGGGAUGAUACACCUUUUCCACAGGGAGUUGAACUGUUUUGUCAGCCUGGAGGGUGGCAGCUGUCCAGAGAGAGGAAGCAGCCAACGUUUUUUGUGGUGGUCCUGACAGAUAUUGACUCAGAUCGACAUUACUGCUCGUGCCUAACCUUUUAUGAGGCAGAGAUCAAUCUUCAGGGAACAAAGAAAGAUGAGAUUGAAGGUGAAGUGGAAGUGCCUGGUUUAAUUCAGCCUGCAGAAGUGUUUGCUCCCAAAAGCCUGGUGUUGGUAUCCAGAUUAGAUUAUCCAGAAAUUUUUAGGGCUUGCCUGGGUUUGAUCUAUACUGUAUAUGUGGACACUCUGAAUGUCUCCUUGGAAAGUCUCAUUGCAAACCUGUGUGCGUGUCUUGUCCCAGCGGCUGGAGGGUCUCAGAAGCUGUUUUCCUUGGGUGCAGGAGAUAGACAGCUGAUCCAGACUCCCUUGCAUGAUAGUCUUCCUGUCACAGGCACUAGUGCGGCUCUCCUGUUCCAGCAAUUGGGAAUUCAGAAUGUCCUCAGCCUCUUCUGUGCAGUCCUCACAGAAAAUAAGGUUCUCUUCCAUUCUGCAAGUUUCCAGAGACUUAGUGAUGCUUGUAGAGCCCUGGAAUCAUUAAUGUUUCCUCUUAAAUAUAGUUAUCCUUAUAUUCCUAUUCUCCCGGCUCAGCUACUGGAAGUUCUGAGUUCCCCAACGCCUUUCAUUAUUGGAGUACAUUCUGUCUUUAAAACUGAUGUUCAUGAGCUUUUAGAUGUAAUCAUAGCUGAUUUGGAUGGAGGCACUAUUAAAAUUCCUGAAUGUAUUCACCUCUCUUCCCUUCCGGAACCACUUCUACAUCAGACUCAAGCAGCUCUUUCUUUGAUUCUACACCCAGAUUUGGAAGUAGCAGAUCAUGCUUUUCCCCCUCCACGAACAGCUUUAUCUCACUCAAAAAUGCUGGAUAAAGAAGUGCGUGCAGUUUUUCUUAGAUUAUUUGCACAGCUUUUCCAAGGAUAUAGAUCAUGCUUACAACUCAUAAGAAUUCAUACAGAACCAGUAAUACAUUUUCACAAGACAGCUUUCUUGGGACAGCGUGGUUUGAUUGAGAAUGAUUUCCUCACAAAAGUUCUCAAUGGAAUGGCAUUUGCAGGUUUUGUUUCAGAAAGAGGUCCUCCCUAUAGAUCCUGUGAUCUUUUUGAUGAGUUGGUAGCUUUUGAAGUAGAGCGAAUUAAAGUUGAAGAAAAUAACCCAGUGAAGAUGAUAAAGCAUGUCAGAGAACUUGCUGAGCAACUAUUCAAAAAUGAAAAUCCAAACCCUCAUAUGGCGUUUCAGAAAGUUCCACGUCCAACAGAAGGAUCCCACUUGCGAGUUCAUAUUCUUCCUUUCCCAAAGAUUAAUGAAACUCGGGUACAGGAAUUAAUACAGGAAAAUCUUGCCAAGAACCAGAAUGCACCUCCUGCUUCAAGAGUGGAAAAGAAAUGUGUUGUGCCCGCAGGUCCACCUGUUGUUUCAAUAAUGGAUAAGGUGACAACAGUUUUCAACAGUGCACAGAGACUGGAAGUUGUUAGAAACUGCAUCUCAUUCAUAUUUGAAAAUAAAACAUUGGAGACUGAAAAGACCCUUCCUGCUGCACUGAGAGCCCUUAAAGGAAAGGCAGCAAGACAGUGUCUCACUGAUGAGCUGGGUUUACAUGUUCAGCAAAACCGGGCAAUAUUAGACCAUCAACAGUUCGACUACAUAAUAAGGAUGAUGAACUGUACUCUACAGGAUUGUUCAAGUUUAGAAGAAUAUAACAUUGCUGCAGCAUUACUCCCUUUGACCAGUGCUUUCUAUAGGAAACUGGCCCCUGGAGUCAGCCAGUUUGCUUACACCUGUGUACAGGACCACCCCAUUUGGACGAAUCAGCAAUUUUGGGAGACAACCUUUUACAAUGCGGUGCAGGAACAGGUUCGAUCCCUGUAUCUCUCAGCCAAGGAAGACAAUCAUGCCCCACAUCUGAAGCAAAAGGGUAAACUGCCUGAUGACCAAUAUCAGGAGAAGACAGCAAUGGACCUGGCAGCCGAGCAGCUACGCCUUUGGCCUACUCUGAGCAAAUCAGCUCAGCAGGAGCUGGUGCAACGUGAGGAAAGCACUGUCUUCAGUCAGGCCAUUCACUUUGCAAACCUCAUGGUCAAUCUGCUAGUUCCACUAGAUACAAGUAAAAACAAGCUCCUAAGAACAUCAGCACCAGGAGACUGGGAAAGUGGGAGCAACAGCAUUGUCACAAACAGUAUUGCAGGAAGUGUAGCUGAGAGCUAUGAUACAGAAAGUGGGUUUGAAGAUUCAGAGAAUAAUGACAUUGCCAAUUCUGUUGUGCGUUUCAUUACCCGAUUUAUUGACAAAGUUUGUACAGAGAGUGGAGUUACUCAGGAUCACAUCAAGAGCCUGCAUUGCAUGAUACCAGGAAUUGUAGCUAUGCACGUUGAAACCCUAGAAGCAGUGCAUCGAGAGAGUAGAAGACUUCCACCUAUACAGAAGCCCAAGAUUCUUAGACCUGCUCUACUGCCUGGAGAAGAAAUUGUUUGUGAAGGUCUUCGAGUCCUGCUGGAUCCUGAUGGAAGAGAAGAAGCCACUGGAGGCCUUCUUGGAGGCCCUCAGCUCCUGCCAGCAGAAGGAGCCUUGUUCCUCACCACAUACAGAAUUCUGUUCAGAGGGACUCCCCAUGAUCAGCUAGUUGGUGAGCAGACAGUUGUGCGAAGUUUUCCCAUUGCCUCCAUCACCAAGGAGAAGAAGAUCGCAAUGCAGAACCAGCUACAACAGAACAUGCAAGAAGGACUGCAGAUCACAUCAGCAUCUUUUCAGUUGAUUAAAGUAGCAUUUGAUGAAGAAGUGAGUCCAGAAGUAGUAGAGAUCUUUAGGAAACAGCUGAUGAAGUUUCGUUAUCCUCAGUCCAUUUUUACCACCUUUGCUUUUGCUGCUGGACAAACUACCCCACAAAUAAUUUUACCCAAGCAGAAGGAAAAGAACACUUCCUUUCGCACCUUCUCAAAAACAAUUGUGAAAGGUGCCAAAAGGGCAGGGAAAAUGACGAUUGGGCGGCAGUAUUUAUUGAAGAGGAGGACAGGGACAAUUGUGGAAGAGAGAGUGAACCGUCCUGGAUGGAAUGAAGAGGAUGACAUAUCUGUUUCAGAUGAUAGUGAACUCCCCACAAGUACCACCCUGAAGGCUUCGGAGAAAUCUACAAUGGAACAGUUAGUGGAAAAAGCUUGUUUCAGAGACUAUCAGCGUUUAGGUUUGGGAACCAUAAGUAGCAGCUCUUCUCGCUCAAAACCAGAGUACUUUCGAAUCACUGCCUCCAACAGGAUGUACUCACUCUGCCGGAGCUAUCCUGGCCUCUUAGUUGUACCUCAAGCUGUACAGGACAGUAGUUUACCAAGAGUAGCCCGCUGCUAUCGACACAAUCGCCUGCCUGUUGUAUGUUGGAAGAACUCAAGAAGCAGUACCCUGCUUCUGCGAUCUGGAGGAUUCCAUGGGAAGGGAGUAGUUGGCCUUUUUAAAUCUCAGAACUCCCCUCAGGCAGCUCCUACCUCCUCUUUAGAAUCUUCCAGUAGCAUAGAACAAGAAAAGUACUUGCAAGCCUUACUGAGUGCAGUUUCUGUCCAUCAGAAACUCAGUGGCAAUAACACCCUUACUGUCAGGCCAGCACUUGCUCUGUCUCCAGGGACUGAAAGGAGGACUUCAAGAAUGUCCACUGUGCUUAAGCAGGUAGUGCCAGGACAUUUGGAUGUAAACCCAUCCAAUAGCUUUGCUCGAGGAGUGCAUGGGUACAGAGAUAAAUGUUUUACUCAGUCAAAUCCCAAAUCUUCAGCUAAGGGAAGAGUCCAUUAUCAAGGUGUUUGGGCAAGUCUUCGCUCUAGCGCUCGCCUGAUCAGCUCUCCAACAUCCUUCGUUGAUGUUGGCGCCCGGCUGGCAGGCAAGGAUCACUCGACGUCCUUCAGUAACAGCACUUACCUGCAAAACCAGCUCUUGAAACGCCAAGCAGCCCUUUAUAUAUUUGGUGAGAAGUCGCAGCUAAGGAACUUCAAGUUAGAAUUUGCUUUAAAUUGUGAGUUUGUUCCUGUUGAAUUUCAUGACAUCCGACAAGUGAAAGCCAGUUUUAAAAAACUGAUGAGAGCUUGUGUCCCAAGCACCAUCCCUACUGACUCAGAAGUGACCUUCCUGAGAGCCCUGGGAGACUCUGAGUGGUUCCCACAGCUUCACAGGAUAUUGCAGCUUGCUGUGGUUGUAUCAGAAGUACUUGAGAAUGGUUCCUCAGUUUUGGUGUGUUUGGAAGAAGGCUGGGACAUCACUGCACAAGUGACCUCCCUGGUUCAGUUACUCAGUGACCCCUUUUAUAGGACACUUGAAGGCUUCCGGAUGCUGGUCGAAAAAGAGUGGCUCUCUUUUGGUCAUAAAUUCAGUCAGCGGAGCAGCUUGACCCUCAGCUGUCAGGGCAGUGGUUUCACUCCAGUCUUCCUACAGUUCUUAGAUUGUGUACACCAGGUUCACAACCAGUAUCCAACUGAGUUUGAAUUCAAUCCCUAUUACUUAAAGUUCUUGGCUUUCCACUAUGUGUCUAAUCGCUUUAAAACAUUUCUCCUGGAUUCAGACUAUGAAAGAUUAGAGCAUGGAACUUUAUUUGAUGAUAAAGGAGACAAGCGUGCCAAAAGAGGAAUUUGUAUUUGGGAGUGUAUCGAUAGAAUGCACAAGAGGAGUCCCAUUUUCUUUAAUUAUUUAUAUUCACCAGUGGAAACAGAGGCCCUGAAGCCCAAUGUAAACGUUUCCAGCCUCAAGAAGUGGGAUUACUAUGUAGAGGAGACCCUUUCCACAGGGCCUUCAUAUGACUGGACAAUGCUGACCCCUAAGCAGUUCCCCUCCGAAGACUCUGAACUGACCAGAGGAGCUGGGCCCCAGAGCCAGAGGAGAACAGUGUGGCCAUGCUAUGAUGAUGUCAGCUGUGCUCAGCCCGACGCUCUCACCAGCCUUGUCAGUGAAAUUGAAAGACUGGAGCAUAAAUUGAACCAAACAGCUGAGAAGUGGCAGCAGCUAUGGGAACGGGUAACUGUGGACCUUAAAGAAGAGCCCAGAGCAGACCGUCCCCAGAGACACCCUUUGGGCUCCCCAGGAAUUGUGUCUACCAACCUCCCUUCCUAUCAGAAGAGGUCUCUGCUGCAUCUCCCAGACAGCAGCAUGGGGGAGGAACAGAACGCCAGCAUCUCCCCAUCCAACGGAGUGGACCGGAGAGCAGCCACGCUGUACAGCCAGUACACGUCCAAGAAUGAUGAAAACAGGUCCUUUGAGGGAACGCUCUACAAAAGAGGGGCUUUGCUGAAAGGUUGGAAGCCCCGCUGGUUCGUUUUGGAUGUAACAAAACAUCAGCUGCGAUACUAUGACUCGGGUGAGGACACAAGCUGUAAAGGCCACAUUGAUCUGGCUGAGGUAGAAAUGGUCAUCCCUGCUGGCCCCAGCAUGGGAGCCCCAAAGCACACGAGUGACAAGGCUUUCUUUGAUCUCAAGACCAGCAAACGUGUGUAUAACUUCUGUGCCCAGGAUGGACAGAGUGCCCAGCAGUGGAUGGACAGGAUCCAGAGCUGUAUAUCUGAUGCCUGAUGCCCAUGGUCAACCCAAACAGAAGAGGGAGGAGGGGCUUGUGCUGCCAGAUAGGAAAAAAGUGUGUGAGUCCUUGAGGAGCUGACAGCUUCCUGCUGGUUCUGAUGAGUCAUCCUAGGGCCUAAGGUUCUCCUACCCAGACUUAACCCAUUCCCCUCUUUUAGCAGUUGCUAAGCCUGCUUAGCCUGAGUGGGUGUGUUACACAGGUCUGUCAAGAGCCCUAGGCCCUCCCUGUAUCUUGCACUAGGUUGUUCUAACAGGGUCUUCAUGGUUAGGGAUCAGAAGAAUGCUUUCUGAGCCGACCGUCAUCCAUCCCCUAGGCAAAGUGGCUGCCACCUACCUGGGUCCUUCUUCAUGAAAGAUACAUAGAUCCUUUUUGUUCUCCAAGGUCCUAAUAUCCUUGGAGAGCUUUCUGACAAGCAAAAAUCAAAAUCCUCCAAGACUAUCUUCCAUUCUGCAUAGACUAGGUUUCCCAUCAAAGGCUCCUAUUCUUACUACCUGACCUUAGAGAUGCUCAGUUCUCUGGUGCUGUCAAAGGUGCUUCCGUGAUACCUGCUCGACCAUUGGGGUUCACAGCAAGACCAUCAGUGCUCAGUGGCAGGCAAAGGGGGGCACACAAGAUUAUCCUGAUGCAAAAAGAUUGUCCAGAGAAUGAUGCAGUAAUCACCAGGCCAAUGCAGGAAAAUACUGCUUCCAAAACACUGAAUUUUCUAGGCCAAAGGUGCCCUGAGGAUGCAGGACUUUGUGCUCCCAUGUAUUCUUCUGCUCCCUGACGGCUUCUUACACAAAAUAACAUGCAAAAAGCUGAAUGCACUAACUCACAAAACAGACACUUGCACUGAACUAAUAACGUGGAGAUGUUUGAGAGACAGAAGCCAGCUGUUUAUGACCACACGACCCCUAUGACAAGGGCUGUGUAAACCGAGGUCGCACUGUGGCGUGACUGGAUACCCAAACGGCACCUCUGCACGUGAACAGUAGGGACUUGUUUGGUCUUUAGGUUUUCUUUACUUCUGAUAGCCUGUGUUUGUUCAGCUUAAGACACCAGGAAUACUGUUUCUCAUGGCACACAGAAACAGCUUUUCUGCAACGGCCGCUGCGGUUGGCUGGAGUCGUAGGUAGCUAGAUCAUUACAUUUGUUUUGAAAUGUUAAUAUGUUAAAUACCAAACUAAUAUUUCAAAAAUAUGUAUAUAUGAGUUCUUAUAUCCUUGUUUUUCAGAUAGUCUGCUUAUAAUUUAAUAUAAAAUUAACUGAUUCAUUCAUAAAAUUUCAGUAGUGAAAUGGUUCCCUUUUUAAAAAGCCGCUUUGUAGAUUAAAAAUAAAUCAGAUUUUCAAAUUUAAAAUUAUCUACACACUAGAAAAUAGAAUUGUGUUAAUAUAUAAGAAAUUGGGGGAUGAUAAGAAUGAAGGAUUUUUCUAUCAUUUUCAUUUUAUAAAUUGCCACCUGUGAAAAUGGUUUUUGCACAUUAUUUGUAUUUUUCUUUGUAUAUGAAAUAAUUUUUUGUACUCUGUAAAAUAUGGAGCCCGUUGUACCCUCAGCUAUUUGAGACUUUACACAGUGCUUCUUUUGUAACUGGAUUCUUGUAACUUUCAUGAAGGCGCUACAUGCCUUGCAUUCACUAACCACCUUGAAUUAAAUUUAUUUCUUAAGAAGAACCAUCCCUCAUUUACUGAAAUAAAGUUCACUGUGCAUUG